GGCGGGACACGGGCCAUGGCGGCGGCGGCGACAGUGGCAGCGGGGGCCGGGGCCGCGGCGGGGGCGGAGUCGGCCGAGGGGCCCCCGGGGCCGGCGGCGGCGCUGGAGCUGUGGCUCAAUAAAGCCACAGACCCAAGCGUGUCAGAACAGGAUUGGUCUGCUAUCCAGAAUUUCUGUGACCAGGUGAACACCGAUCCUAAUGGCCCAACCCACGCGCCUUGGCUCCUGGCCCACAAGAUCCAGUCUCCGCAAGAGAAAGAAGCUCUUUAUGCCUUAACGGUGCUGGAGAUGUGUGUGAACCACUGUGGGGAGAAGUUCCACAACGAGGUGGCCAAAUUCCGCUUCCUGAAUGAGCUGAUCAAAGUGUUAUCCCCGAAGUACCUGGGGUCCUGGACCACAGAAAAGGUUAAAGGAAGAGUCAUCGAAAUACUCUUCAGUUGGACUGUCUGGUUUCCAGAGGAUGUCAAGAUCCGAGAUGCUUACCAGAUGCUGAAGAAACAGGGAAUCAUAAAGCAAGACCCUAAACUACCAGUGGAUAAAAUUUUGCCUCCACCUUCUCCCUGGCCCAAGAGCUCUAUCUUCGAUGCCGAUGAAGAAAAGUCCAAGCUUCUGACGAGGCUUCUGAAGAGCAACCACCCGGAGGAUCUUCAGGCUGCAAACAGGCUGAUCAAGAACUUGGUCAAGGAGGAGCAAGAGAAAUCCGAGAAGGUGUCAAAGAGAGUCAGUGCUGUGGAGGAGGUACGGAGCCACGUGAAGGUACUGCAGGAAAUGCUGAGCGUGUACCGCCGGCCCGGGCAGGCCCUGCCGGACCAGGAGGCCUUGCAGGUCGUGUAUGAGCGCUGUGAGAAGCUGCGGCCCACGCUAUUCCGGCUGGCGAGUGAUACCACGGACGAUGACGACGCGCUCGCGGAGAUUCUCCAGGCAAAUGACCUCCUCACCCAGGGAGUUCUCCUGUACAAACAGGUGAUGGAGGGCCGAGUCAUCUUUGGGAACACAGUGACCAGCUCAGUGGGAGACCUAGCUGUCUCCAGAGUCUUUCAGAAACCCGCAGGCUGCACGAAGAGCUGCGCUCUGAUUGACUUGGAGGUGGACAGUGGAUCUGAGCAGGCCGGGACUGUGGCACCGUCCUUGCUUCACCAGGACCUGGCAGCCUUAGGACUCAGUGAUGCUCCGGUUACCACCAAGGUUGCUGGUCAGAAUUGCUGUAAGGAAAAGAAGAAUCCCCCCGCCAGCAUGCUGCCCGGUGGUGGUGUUCAGAGCCCUUCUGCAGAAAGGAACUUGCUGGAUCUCCUCUCCCCACAGCCAUGUCCAGGGCCUCUGAAUUAUGUUCCACAGAAGAGCAUUCCUAAGGAAGUGCCCCCUGGCACUAAGUCCUCUCCAGGUUGGUCCUGGGAAGCUGGGCCAUUGGCUUCUUCCCCAUCCACCCAGAAUACACCGCUGGCUCAAGUGUUUGUCCCUUUGGAGUCUGUUAAGCCCAGCAGCCUGCCGCCUCUUAUCGUGUAUGACAGGAAUGGAUUCCGAAUUCUGCUCCACUUUUCCCAGACGGGGGCGCCUGGCCACCCGGAGGUGCAGGUGUUGCUGUUGACCAUGAUGAGCACUGCCACCCAGCCUGUCUGGGACAUCAUGUUUCAAGUGGCUGUGCCAAAGUCCAUGAGAGUGAAGCUGCAGCCGGCAUCCAGCUCCAAGCUCCCUGCCUUCAGUCCGCUGACGCCUCCAGCUGUGAUCUCUCAGAUGCUGUUGCUUGACAAUCCACAUAAAGAGCCCAUCCGGUUACGGUAUAAGCUGACCUUCAACCAGGGUGGACAGCCUUUCAGCGAAGUAGGAGAAGUGAAAGACUUUCCAGAUCUGGCAGUCUUGGGUGCCGCCUAACUUUUCAUAAGACAGACCCCGCCAUUCAAGCUUAGGCCAAUGUGAAUUUUGCUGUCUAGAUAGGACUAAUCAUGGUGAUGUAGUGCGGAGUGCCAACAGUUCUAUCCUGACGUCAGGCUCUGGAUCCCAACCUCUGACUUAUUCUGCACAUACUAUUUGUGUGUGGGUGUGUGUGUGUGUGUGUUGUGGGGGAUUUGGGGGAGGGGAGAGCAGGGGCUUGGGAUGUGGACAGUGUGGGAAAUGCUGAAGCAUUUCUGACAACCAUCUGCUACAAUCAUCUGUUUCUGCAUGUUUGUGGACACGGAUGUCCCCACCUCAGGUUGGAGGUUUUAUAAGCCAAAGUUGUGUUGUGUUUUGUUUUUUUUCCACGUAUUGUUCUCUUUUCAUUCAUCCACUCUGUGCCUUGUCAGCCUUUGAAAGUCUUGGUUGCUCCCAGGCUGCUGUUCUCAGGGACCUUAAAAGGGACCUGGUUGGUCUUGGGGCAGAGAGUACCUUCUGGGGCACUCUCUUCCAAGAAAGACCUUGUCUCCAUUUCCAUUAGAGAAUGCUGCUUGCAUGUGUUUGAGAAGAUCUUCAGAAUGGAAUGCUCGUUGCACUGUUUGCAGGCGAGGGGCUGCCACUAGACCAGAGGACCACACUGGGUGGGCCAAUCAUGUCCUUCACCACUGUGCCUUAGAAUCACCCAGAGAAGACCUUCCAGGGCAGAGAGGAAAGCAGGUCCCGGGCCUCAUGCAGGCCGCGGGUUCCGUGGGUGGGGCAGCCCGUCUCGGCCCUUCCUCAGGACCCUCCUUUCCAUUCUCAUCCUCCUCCUCCACGAGCGUCUACUCUCAGAGCUCUUCGAUGGUGACGCCAUGCCAGUUGUUGUCAGUCAUAACAGACAGGCUCGCCGUUGCCUGUCUUCACCAUCCAGCAUGGAGAACUGUGACACAAAUAGAUAUGGAAAGAGCUUAGCAGUGAUUUCAGUGGUGAAUAUAGAAAGUCCUUGAAUAAAUACCAUGUAGCAAAUACGCUUUGUGGAGUCUUGUGAGUAGGAGACGCAGAGCCUGUUGCAUUUGGAGGCGCCAAGCCUGAAGGGCCCUGUUGCCUAUGGAGGAAGUAGGAAGACUUCUUGCUGUGGAACCUGAAGAGCGACUUCAGUGAAGGGAGAGGCCCUGCGGGUCCAAACAAAGCUGGAGGAGAGAUGGAUUGUUAUGUGCGUGGUUUAAAGGGAAAACUUGGGUGCAUCACCUGUUCUUACUGCGCGCCUGCUGUCUGCUAGGCAUCUUCUACGGUCCUGCUUUGCUGGUCAGGGGGGAAGCGAGCUGAUCCUUGCCGAUAGGGCCUGAUUAAGGACUUUGAAAUCCGAGCCGUUCACCUGUUGAGGCACGAUUCUACCUCAGGAACCACGAGACUCUGUUUGGGGCUCUUUAUCACAAAAUCUCAUACUUUCCAGGUUGAUCUUUGAACUUCUACGUACAGUUAGAAUUCCACCAACAUUAAUUGGCAGGGAUAGAGGCUGUAAUAGAUCAUCUAGCUAUGCUCAUUUUUAAGCAAAUGUGAAAACUCCUAAAACCGAUGAGAUGGGUGACUUAUUCGUUUGGCAUGACUCCCAUAAGAUUCAUUUUAUCUAAGCUUUCUUGCAUGUUCAGGUGUUCUCUAUAGCUUUUAUGGGCUCUAGCUAAUCUCAUAAAGGUUUUAAGAGGAACCCGUCGUAAUGAUGAUGCCUGCCUAUGCAGAACUUCCAUCAAGGUGGGUGAAUGAGACUUAGAAGAUUUUUACCCCCGGCUCAGUGGUGAACUUGUGUCUCAACCUUCUGUCUUCCAGGAGCCAGACUCCCAGCAGUGCUUUGGUGGAGUUGGACAGGGUAGGGAUGUGUGUGUGUGUGUGUUGGGGGGGGGGUUCCUGAAAGUGGCCCUGGUGUUUGUCAUCAGUGCCUUCUGAUGAUCAAGUUCAGCGGCUACUGAAGGCCUAACCGGUAUCCUUCCCUUCCUUCCACAAGCAGUUGCAGAGCAGCUGCCAGGAGUUCCGUACUCUACUAGGCAUUGCAGACACAACAGCAGAAGGUUCCUGCCCUCGUGGAUCUUCUGUUCUAGUGCAGAGACAAAUCCAUGAUGUUCUUGGUGGGGAUGGUGCCGAUGAUCAGUAUUUGUCCCCUAUCCUGAAUUCCUCCUCCAGGAUUCUGCUCACCCCUGUCUCUUGACUUACCUUUGUGACUGUUUCUCUUCCUCUGUCCCUUAUAUGUGCUUUGCCCCAGGGUUUAGGAUUCUUCUAAGCACAUCUGGGCAGCUAACCCCUAGAUGGGUCCUAGACCUCUGUCUCAAGCUUCUGCCUCCUUGCUGACAUCAGAUCCCUAUUCAUCAGUGUUUUUUUUGUAGGUUCACUCUUGUCUCAGGCUUGGAAAGCUUAGCAUAGAACCCAGCCUCCUCCUCCUCUCGCCCCUUCCCCUUACAUUUUCUUUUAUUUGAAAGCACCUGUCCGAACCUUCAUGGAUUCUUGAUUCCUGUUCCAUUUAGAACCACUCAGUAGUUUUGUCUCCUUUAGUCUGUUUCUAAAUAUGACAUCUUGCCCUCCCCUGCAUUCACAUGGUCACUGCCCUGGUUUGGGUUUUUUGGCUGGGGGAGGAGGGUCAGUGAGGCGGGGUGGUGCAGUUAGCUCCUUCUCAAUUCUCUGAACUGUGAGACUUGCUGCCACCAGAUUUAUCUGGCAAAUCGAGCCACUUGACCCCUUGCUGAGAAAUCCUGAAUGGCUUCCCAAUGCCCUAAAAGUUGAUAUAAUCCAAUUGAGUGCUUAAGUAUUCACUAACUUGGUGUGCUCCCUACUCUUCUGGCACCUGCCAAGAUGAGCACUUUGCCACAGCCACAAGUACGUCCUUUCGUAUUUUGACAAUGCCAUGUUUUUUCAUGACGUUAGGAGGCAACUUCCUUUCCCUUUAUCUCUUCAGUGAAUUUAAGACUGGGCUAGAACCCUGCUUUAUCUGUGAGUCACUGUGAGCAUAAAUAGGCUUUGGAGAUGGUAAGUGUUGAAAACAGGGUAAAUGAUUUAAUGACCAAAAGAACAUGCACAUUAGUUAUUGAAAAUGAUAUUUUCAGGGUGCCUGGGUGGCUCAGCGUCUGACUCUUGAUCUCAGCUAAGGUCUUCAUCUCAGGGUCGUGAGAUCACAAUGACUGUAAAUUGAGAGACCAAACCUUCAGGAUAGAAAGCAAAGGUGAUAUUCUAAAAUACAAGUACUGCUUGAUUACUACAGUGUUUACAAAUCAAAUUCUUCCUAUCCAGUGUAGAAGAUGCCGACCCAGCCCCAAAAUAUAAAGUUCUGUGAACUAGG
Molecule: messenger RNA, 5170 nt
Organism: Enhydra lutris kenyoni (northern sea otter)
Lineage: Eukaryota; Metazoa; Chordata; Mammalia; Carnivora; Mustelidae
Product: golgi associated, gamma adaptin ear containing, ARF binding protein 2
Exons: 17
Coding region: 16-1869 (617 amino acids)
Biological process (GO): vesicle-mediated transport; intracellular protein transport
Cellular component (GO): trans-Golgi network
Molecular function (GO): ubiquitin binding; small GTPase binding; phosphatidylinositol binding
Source: RefSeq, a predicted model, not a curated record